AAAAACUAUUGGAAAUGUUUAACUACUAAUUAAAGCGAUUUGUACAACACCUGGAGAAAAUCUUCCACAGAAAUUGGUUGUAUAUUGCUUCAAGCUAUAUUCAGUGUUAAAAACGCUGUAAUUACACAUUAGAAGAGACUCGAAACAGUGAGAAAUAGGUGAAUUGUCCAUCUGAGCUCGAGCAGACAUGGAGUCUUGGAAGAGUCACGUGCGCGCGGCGUUGUUUCACAGAGACUGCAAGCAGAAAGAUCCUUUCUCUGGCCUCUUUGAUAAGGUGUCCAGGCUGGAGGAGAUGCUGGACUUUCAUGUCAAACUCUGGCAAGGCUGUUCCAAAGAAAACGGACAUUCUAGGUGCCCAAAUGAAGACGGCACACUUUAUUUGAGAGUGAAUGAGGUGGAAUUUCUUAAUCAACAGCUCAAGCAGAAAAUCGCAGAUCUGACCAGCAAUAUAUACCUGAAGGAGGCAGAAUUACAGUACUGUCACUCACAAGUUGCCCGUUACAGGACCGAAGCGGUUUUGUUGGCCCAGGGGACUUCCUGUUUGAAGUCAGAUCUGGAGGAAUAUGAAUAUCAGCUGGAGUGUCAAUCAAAGGAACUGACAGCACUGAGACGGGAGCACAGCAAACUGACAGAGGAGAUGGCUGCCACAAAACUCCAGAAGGAGGAACUCCUAGACCGCUGGUUAGAGGAGAAAAAACAGGAGGCCGUGAGGAUUAAUAAGCACAAUGCAACACAAGAAAGGUGGCACCGUUUGGCUGGUCGACUGAAGAAGCGGUAUCGGGGAAGGUCUCGCCCUCUACCGUUUGUAGCAGCUAACACUAACAGCUCAGACAUCAAACCGACUGAGUCGAACAUUUAGCGUCCUCCUUCUCGAAACAAACGUUGUUAUCUAGGAAUGUGAAUUUUAUGAUGUUUCUGGUGAUUUUAUCCACCUCCUCCCAUUUUUUGUCGUAUUUCAGUACUAAUAUCUAAACAUUCUUAAAUCAAGAUACAUCUAAGAGGCAAAAUAUUUUAAGAUAUUAAGUCUUGAAUGAAAAAUAAUCUUAAUUCAAAGUGAAAAAAAUCUGACCCCAUUGACUUUAAUCAUAAACUCACUUUAUUUUGACUAAUUGUUCAUUAAACAAGACUUGAUAUAUAUAUUUGCUUCUCUUGUAAAUGCCUUGAUUUAAGUUUGAGAGAAAAUCGUAAUAUAUAUAUAUAUAUAUAUUUGUUAUUGUUUUUUUGCAGUGUGAGAGCAAAAACUUUAAAUUUUCUAAUGUUGAAUUCAAAAGUCAUUAUAAAAGCUUACUCUUAAUACCCCAAAUUUAAUACGCAGCCAUGUUGUAUUUUAUUUGUUUUAUUAAAAAAAAUUAAAUAAAAAACAGAUUUAAAAGAAAAUGGCAAACAGUGUCUCCUGUGAUUAUGAAAACUGUUAAAACAACAAAUUUCCUUACUCCUGAGGGAUGUUAAAUCUCUAUACAUCCAUUACCUGUUUCUUUUUUUUACUAAAUGCAGUAGCCCAACAAAUUAAAAGCAGCGCUUUCAUAUAUGUACAACCUGCAGAAAGACAAUAUUUGCUCAAUCGCAUAUGAUCCUCACAGCAGCACAGAGAGACAUGCAUGGCCCGUGUCCAUCUUUGUGUAAUGCGCAGGGGGUUAUUAUUGUACACAGAUCACAGGAAAAAUCAAGACGGUCUUUUGUGAAAGGAAUAAAUAUGGAGCAAUUUAGCCAUCUUUACAGAUUGGCUUGCUGUUCAUAACAUAACAGUUGGCACAAUAGAGUAUAAUUAUCA
Pimephales promelas (fathead minnow) is the source of this 1771-nucleotide messenger RNA. Its product is annotated as autophagy-related protein 16-1. The record is from RefSeq and is a predicted model, not a curated record. NCBI's taxonomy places the organism in Eukaryota, Metazoa, Chordata, Actinopteri, Cypriniformes, Leuciscidae.